CACGGAAAAGAAGAAAAGUCGUUUCCGACCAUGGGUAGUAUUUGACAAGAAAAUUAGCUUUACUGAAGGCCUCCUCUUCCUUGCUACAUAUCUCCCAAAAAGCUUGAACAUGUACUCUGUUUCUAACUUCUAUAAUCCUCUUAAGAAUCUGAAACGAAUUGGAGUUGUUUAAACAGCUUUCAUGGGGUACAAAGGUCGAGCAAGAGAGAGCACAUAUUUAAGCAUAAGGGUUGUGGGAUGGACUGCUAGCCUUUUUAUGAUUUGUGGGCUGUUCAUCAUAUGGAAGGGAGACCGAUCAUGGCUUCAGAAUGCACCCAUAUUGCAGUUUUACAACACCAACGAGAAGAAUUUGAAUGUUUCCUUGGAGGUGGAAGAAAGCCACCAUGGGAAGAAUGUGACUGUUUCCAUGGCAGUGGAAGAAGGCCUGGAAGGGAAGAAUAAGAAUGUUCCCAUGGCGGAAGAAGACCACCUUGGGAAGAAUAAGAAUGUUCCCAUGGCGGCGGAAGGAGAUCGCCAUGGGAAGAAUAAGACUGUUUCCAUGGCGAAGGAAGAAGUCCACCGUGGGAAGAAUGUGACUGUUUCCAUGGCAGUUGAAGAAGGGCUGGAAGGAAAGAAUAAGAAUGUUUCCAUGGUCGCAGAAGAAGAUCACCAUGGAAAUAAUAAGAAUGUUUCCAUAGCGGUGGAAGAAGACUGCCAUGGGAAGAAUAAGAAUGGUUCCAUAAUCGAGGAAAAAGGUCACCAUGGGAAGAAUGUGACUGUUUCCAUAGCAGUGGAAGAAGGCCCGGAAGGGAAGAAUAAGAAUAUUUUCAUGGCGGUGGAAGAAGACCACCAAGGGAAGAGUAAGAAUGUUUUCACGGUGGUGGAGGAAGGCCACGAGGGGGAAAAUUUGAAUGUUUCCAUGGUGGUAGAAGAAGAUCAGCAGGGUAAGAUUAAUGAUUCAACUCAACCCAAUAGAGAUGGGCAUUGUAACCUAUCCGCAGGGAAAUGGGUAUAUGAUGAAUCCUAUGUAUUAUAUGUAGAUGGGCCCUGCCCAUUUGCCAACCCUGAUGUCAACUGCCGCAAAAAUGGCAGAGUGGAUUCUAGUUAUGAAAGAUGGAGAUGGCAACCCAACGAUUGUGAUCUUCCCCGGUUUGAUAUCUUGCUAAUGUUGGAAAAAUUAAGAGGCAAAAGACUAGUUUAUGUGGGAGACUCCAUAAACCGCAACCAGUGGCAAUCCAUGCUGUGUCUUUUGAGGGUAGAUGGAAGCAACGUGGAAAGCAAAGACGAUGGCUAUUUCCUUCGGUAUUUUGUAAAGGGCUAUAAUUGUUCCAUAGAAUUCUCAUGGGCUCCAUUCCUGGUCCAACAAAACUGGAACAAUGGUAGAGAGACAUUGAGGAUUGAUAUGAUUUCUCAACAAUCAAAACGCUGGAGAGAUGCAGACAUUUUGGUUUUCAAUAGUUGGCACUGGUGGACUCACCCGGAACCCCGUAAAGGGAUUAACUAUUUCGAGGAAGGAGGACAAGUAGUCCCUUAUAUGGAAGAGCAUGCUGCUUUCGAGAAGGCACUAGGGACAUGGACCAAAUGGAUUCGCACUAAUAUUAACCCUAGCAAAACCCAAGUUUAUUUCCGAGGCUACUCACCUCUGCACUUCCAUGGCAAAGGGUGGGGGAAGGAAGUCAGUGGAGGAUGCUUCAAUGAGACAGAGCCCAUUGAUAAAUUGGAAAAAGAGGCAAAAAGAGUUCAUGGUGAAAGGAGAAAGAUGGAAAUAGUGGAGAAGGUUGUUGAAGAGAGCAAGAACAGUGUGGAGGUGAAGUUGCUGAAUAUUACAGAAAUGUCAAUGUACAGAAAGGAUGCCCAUCCAUCUGUUUAUACCAGCAAGUAUUCAAAGAAGACAGACAAAAAUGAUUAUGGCCAUGCAGACUGCAGCCACUGGUGUCUUCCCGGCCUUCCAGAUGUCUGGAACAACAUCCUCUACGCUUUCCUCGUUUAAAGUUCAAAGAGCGGGUCACCAGUCUUAAGGGGCUCUCCAUUAAUAAAGAGCCAGGGACUGGCUUAAACUGAAAAAACAUUAAUGAACUUGUAGCAGGCCCUUAUUAUUUAUUGAAUAAUCAAUUGCCAUUAUAAUUCCUUUUUAAUAACUGAAUCUUCCAGUCGAGUGAAA
This is a messenger RNA of Cryptomeria japonica (Japanese cedar), 2140 nucleotides long. RefSeq names its product protein trichome birefringence-like 6. The coding region runs from base 182 to 1969 and encodes 595 amino acids. The record is from RefSeq and is a predicted model, not a curated record. Gene Ontology annotation, cellular component: Golgi apparatus. NCBI's taxonomy places the organism in Eukaryota, Viridiplantae, Streptophyta, Pinopsida, Cupressales, Cupressaceae. Gene Ontology annotation, molecular function: O-acetyltransferase activity. The transcript has 5 exons.